This is a messenger RNA of Leguminivora glycinivorella, 230 nucleotides long. RefSeq lists its product as uncharacterized. NCBI's taxonomy places the organism in Eukaryota, Metazoa, Arthropoda, Insecta, Lepidoptera, Tortricidae. The transcript has 2 exons. The record is from RefSeq and is a predicted model, not a curated record. Bases 3 to 230 code for a protein of 75 amino acids.
AGAUGGACAUUGCUAUUAGGGCCUCCUUCUGGGUGGUUACGUUCGGAGGGCUUGGCUAUGCCAUGUUCAAACUGGCCAAACCUAAUGAAGAACUGCUGAAGAAGUAUGACCAAGAAUCAAAGCACACAGACACAAGAAAGUUAGCAAAUCAAACCUUAGCUAUAUUGAAAGACGCAACAAAACAAGACUCUGAGCUUAAUAAAAAGAUUGAAGACCUAAUAAAGAAAUAA